AUGGAUCCAUCCAGCAGUGGAAUUUCUUUCACCUCUAUAUAUAUAGGUCUAGAAAGCAAAACUAAUGUCAUUAUAACAGCUAAGCUUAAAGACCAUAAAACAGUUAAUAUGUUCUAUAAUGCUGCGAUUUCGGCCGGCGGCGUGGAUCAUGGGAAGCCUGGACUGCGCCCACAGUAUCACCCCAACUACUAUAGCACAUUCAAAAAGGAUCCCUAGGGAAACAAUAUUGAGGUGGUAUGCCAUUAUCUAGAGGAGUGAUAAUCAUUAUCACUAAUUAUACUCACUUUUAGCAUAAGAAAUAGUCUAAUUUUGGACGGACUUGAUAUGUACUUUUAACUCCUUAUUCCUAAUUACCAAAGCAGUGAUAAUAUCAUAAAAUAAUGGUGCUAAUCCCACCACUGGA
Messenger RNA from Penicilliopsis zonata CBS 506.65, 403 nucleotides. RefSeq lists its product as hypothetical. The transcript has 4 exons. Bases 1 to 216 code for a protein of 71 amino acids. The record is from RefSeq and is a predicted model, not a curated record. NCBI's taxonomy places the organism in Eukaryota, Fungi, Ascomycota, Eurotiomycetes, Eurotiales, Aspergillaceae.